AUGGAUUACGACUUCAAAACAAAGCUCGCGGCCGAUCGAGAGAAGGUGGAAGAUCUGUUCGAAUAUGAAGGUUGCAAAGUGGGUCGAGGCACCUACGGGCACGUUUAUAAAGCUAAACGCAAAGACGGGAAUGACGAAAAGGAGUAUGCACUGAAACAAAUUGAAGGCACUGGAAUAUCGAUGUCUGCUUGCAGGGAGAUAGCGCUCCUGAGAGAACUGAAGCACCCCAACGUGAUCGCCCUGCAGAAGGUGUUCCUGUCCCACAGCGAUCGCAAAGUCUGGCUCCUCUUUGACUAUGCCGAGCACGACCUGUGGCACAUCAUAAAGUUCCACCGGGCCUCCAAGGCCAACAAGAAGCCCAUGCAGCUGCCCCGGGGGAUGGUCAAAUCCCUCCUCUACCAGAUCCUGGACGGCAUUCAUUACCUCCACGCCAACUGGGUGCUCCACAGAGACCUGAAACCUGCUAACAUCCUGGUUAUGGGAGAAGGACCAGAAAGAGGUCGUGUCAAAAUUGCGGACAUGGGCUUCGCUCGGCUCUUCAACUCCCCGCUCAAACCACUGGCUGACCUCGACCCGGUUGUGGUGACGUUCUGGUACCGGGCGCCCGAGCUGCUCCUGGGAGCGCGACAUUACACCAAAGCCAUUGACAUAUGGGCCAUCGGCUGCAUCUUUGCCGAACUACUGACAUCCGAGCCCAUCUUCCACUGCCGCCAGGAGGAUAUCAAAACCAGCAACCCCUUCCAUCAUGACCAGCUGGACAGGAUAUUCAGCGUCAUGGGCUUCCCAGCAGAUAAAGACUGGGAGGACAUACGGAAGAUGCCGGAAUACCCGACGCUACAGAAGGACUUCAGGAGAACAACGUAUGCAACUAGCAGCCUCAUCAAGUACAUGGAGAAGCACAAAGUGAAACCAGACAGCAAAGUGUUUCUGUUGCUUCAGAAACUCCUGACGAUGGACCCCACCAAAAGAAUCACUUCUGAACAGGCACUGCAGGACCCCUACUUCCAAGAGGACCCUCUACCCACCUCGGAUGUGUUUGCCGGAUGUCAAAUACCUUACCCCAAGAGGGAGUUUCUCAAUGAAGACGAACCAGAAGAGAAGACUGAAAAGAACCAGACGCAACAGCACCAGCAGCAGACGACGACGCAGACGCAAGGGCAGACGCAACAGCAGGCGACUGCGCAGCAGCAGGCCCCCGCGCAGCAGAGCUCGGCGCAGACCAACGGCACGGCAGGGACGGCGGGCGCCAACGCCAACGCCGGCGGCGGCGGCAUCCAGCACGGGCAGGACCAGGGGCCGCCCAACAAGAAACCUCGUAUCGGGCCCUCGGGGGCCUCCUCAGGCACUGGAGUCCUGCAGUCGGAAUACCAGCACUCCAGCUCCCGCCUUGGUUACCAAAGCAACGUCCAGGGUUCCACCCAGUCGCAAGGCACCAUGGGAUACUCCUCGUCAUCUCAGCAGAGCUCGCAGUAUUCUCACCAGUCUCAUCGCUACUGAGACGGUGGACGGACCCAGGCUUGACCCCGUGACCCCCUGACCCCCAGCUGACCUCUCAGGCACCACUUGUCACAGCUUCACACCACCCAGCUCGACCCACAUUGCACAUUUACACGUCAGUCCCUGCGAGCCUCUAAUGGUUACUCCCACUACUUACUAUAACAGUGUAUCACUGUUAUCCCACAAUAUACACACACACACACACACACACACACACACACAGACAUAUUUUCACUCAUCCAAUCUAAUCCAGUAGUUUCCCGUAACCUUAUGAAGUAGGUUAAGUAGUCUUUGGAGACAUAUCGGCCUGUUUUCUCAAAAGACCCUUUGUCCCCUUGAAGCACCCUGGUGGAGUGUGUUGUGGCUUACCGGGCCUUUGCAACCAGAAAGCAUAAGCACACAUGUUUUCAUGCACUCUCAUUAAAACGCUCCCCCACAAACACACACACACACACACACACACACACACACCUUCAGCGGUCAGUCUGCCCACCCGCUCCUGCAGUCGAUCCAGCCUAGCUGACCCGCUGAGCUCAUCAAACAUCACACAUCUCACACACACACACACUCCUCCAUGUGUGCUUUCCCGAAUCAUUCCAGUAUUACAGCUGACACUCCUCUGUUCAGGUUCGCUCCAGCAUUCUUCACACACACACACACACACACACACACACACACACACACACACACUCACACACACUUUAUGGGUCAGUAGCUGUCUCCGCUUGGGUCCUCGUCUCCCUCACCCGCUGAGGGUUCUGCAAUAUGAAGGCAACUCAACAUAGGAACCAAACAACAAUAACAACAUCAACAACAACAACAUCAACAACAACAUCAACAACAACCCCAGUUUCUCCAGUGGGGAAUCAAGAAGAGUUUAGAAUGUGUUCAUCGAUGAGGAAGGAAAAGGAAUGGGUCACGUACCAACUUGGCAUCAGUGUACAAACAGUUGUUGACAAACACACACACACACACACACACACACAGACAUUAAAAAGCGAGACUUAUGAACCACAGCACUUACGUCUAAACAAAAGAACGCAUCCUUGAACAGGAUGGAUCUGCAGCUUGUCACAUAUGUGUACUAUACAGAGCACCUUGUCUAUUUGUUAAGGACAAAAAAAAAAACAACAAGAAAAACAAAACGAGAGACUUAUUUUGCCUGGUUUUGCUCUGUUGGAAGUUUACUAUAGUUUUUUAUUCUUUGGUUUGUUUUUGUAAAUACGAUACUGAUCGGAAAAAGCCCUUUAUGGUGUGCAUACUCUGCAGCGAUUCUAACAGGCCAUGAUCUCAUCUGUUGGAGGCCCACGAACAAUGCAGCAGGAGAGGAGAGACGUAUUGCGUUUUUGGAAACGAGGAGAAGAGCGUCAUCGCAAUACAUGCAAAUACUGUACAAACAGCCCUGGUUUCUUGUUGCUGUUGCAAUUGCCACACAAAACCAGACAAGAAGAGAACAGCGACAAAAGAAAAUAUCACAUCAUUCUCAUGCGCACGCCAUUUUGUUUUGAGUGUUGUCGGUUGAUGGAGAAUAUGCAGUCCCUUGAGGACAGUGUCCAGCGCCUCUCCCCCAUCUCGUCUGUUGUGUCUUCCACGCCUAAGAGAGCAGCUCACCCACAUUUCUCCCUGCUGUUCCCAGCUCACUGCACAGAGCGCGCUGCCCUCUCUCUCUCUCUUCCUCCCUCCCUCUCUUUCUCUCUCUCUCUCCCCCUCUUCCUCUCUCUCUCUCUCCCCGCACGGUCACUCUUGAGGGUUAAGGAGACGUGCUCUCUCUUUCUCUCUCUCUCUCUCUUCCUCCCUCCCUCCCCCUCUCUCUCUCUCUCUCUCUCUCUCUCUCUCUCUCUCUCCCUGCACGGUCACUCUGAGGGUUAAGGAGACAUGCUCUCUCUUUCUCUCUCUCUCUCUCUCCCUCUUGACUCUCUCGCCAUGAAGAAAGUUUUUGGAAUUUUGGAACAAAAGCGUUGGCCUCCGCCACGUUUCUUGUUCUGCCUU
Molecule: messenger RNA, 3486 nt
Organism: Sardina pilchardus (European sardine)
Lineage: Eukaryota; Metazoa; Chordata; Actinopteri; Clupeiformes; Clupeidae
Gene: cdk19
Product: cyclin dependent kinase 19
Exons: 13
Coding region: 1-1497 (498 amino acids)
Biological process (GO): protein phosphorylation
Cellular component (GO): nucleus; cytosol
Molecular function (GO): ATP binding; protein serine/threonine kinase activity
Source: RefSeq, a predicted model, not a curated record